Molecule: messenger RNA, 4739 nt
Organism: Schistosoma curassoni
Lineage: Eukaryota; Metazoa; Platyhelminthes; Trematoda; Strigeidida; Schistosomatidae
Source: the annotation of a GenBank genome assembly
UGUGGCUUUAGACAAAAAAGAAUCCAUGGAAAAGAAAACACACAAGUAUUUACGUACAUACAUAGAUAUAUAUUAUGUAAAUAUAAUUUUUAUUUAUUCAUUUAUUCGUACAUAUGAAUAUCUGUACAACAGAACGUUAAGUGAAGUCCAAUCAUAGAAUGAUUGAAAUUAAAGCCACGAUGACAUCAGGAAAAUAAUCGGCAAACGUUAGAGGAUUUUUAUGAAAACAUUUUUCUACAAAUUGUGCUACAGAAUAUAAGAAUGUGCUCGUACAUUUUAAAGUACUGUGAUUGUUUUAAAAUGCAUACAAAAUGUCAAAAUGAGAUUCAACAACAACAAGCUUUAAUAAUUCAACUUCAAGAAGAUUUAGUUGAUAAGAAUAAAAGAAUAUCAGAAUUAUCAGGUUUAUUGGAUAAAUAUCAAAGUGUAUUUAAUCAGUCACCAUCUUUAUCGACACCAGUAACAGUGAUUAAAGGUCAAAUACAACCACAACAAUCAAGAGAACGACAAUUGGGCUUGAAUGAUGUUGUGUUUGGAUUUGGUGGCAAUGAUCAAUCACAUGUACAUGAUCCAACUGUACAAACGAGAAAACGUGGUAUCGGUAUAUCAGCUGAACCUCAAAAUGAAGAUGAAAUUCAAUCGAAAGAACUUAAAUCAUAUCCCAAGUCAGAGGAUGUUCGUAAAUUAAUAAAAGGUGCUAUUCUGGAAAAUGACUUCAUGAAUCAUAUCGCAUCAAGUCAAUUGAGUCAGUUAGUCGAUUGCAUGUACAGCAUAGAGUUUACUGCGGGUGAAAUGAUCAUUACUGAAGGCGAUUAUGGCUCGUUAGUGUAUGUAUUAGGCGAGGGACAACUAGAAAUUUCCAAAGAUGGUCGAAAAUUAAGAGUGCUAGAUCGUCCGACAGUACUAGGGGAAUUAGCUGUUUUAUAUAAUUGCACUCGAACUGCCAGUGUUAAGGCUAUAACAAACGGAACACUUUGGGCAAUUGACAGAACAUCAUUUCAAACUAUAUUAAUGAGAGAUCAUUUACAAAAACACAAUGAUUACAUAACAUUCCUUAAAAGUGUACCAACAUUUAGUAAUUUACCAGAUAGUACAAUAUCCAAAUUAGCAGAUCAACUGAAUGAAGUUACCUAUCGUCCAAAUGAAUAUAUAAUACGUCAAGGUGCAAGAGGUGACAAUUUCUACAUAAUUGCUGAUGGUCAUGUGAAGGUGACCAUUUAUCCAACAACAGAGAAUGGAGUAAUUGAUCGUACAAAAGAGCCUCAGUUUGUACGUACACUAGGUAGAGGAGAUUGGUUUGGUGAAAAAGCAUUAACUGGUGACAACUUACGAACGGCCAAUAUUAUUGCAACUGGAGAUGAAGGGGUAACAUGUUUAGCUUUGGAUUUAGAGUCAUAUAGCCUUUUGAUUGCUGAUUUGGCUGCAUUAAAAAGGCGAUAUUCACAAGAAAAACCGCAAGAAAAUACAAUUGAAGAAUAUAAGCCAGAAUUUCAAAACUUACAAUUUCAAGAUCUAAAAAUUAUGUCUACUUUGGGUUCUGGAGGUUUUGGUCGUGUUGAGCUCGUAAGUAUAGGAAGUGAUAAGACAAAAACAUAUGCUUUAAAAAAGAUGAGAAAACAGCAUAUUAUUGAAACAAAACAAGAGGAACAUGUAAUAAAUGAGCGUAAUAUCAUGUUACAUACAGAUUGUGAUUUUAUUGUAAGACUAUGCAAAACAUUCAGAGAUAAUAAAUAUGUCUAUUUACUGCUUGAAGUAUGUCUGGGUGGUGAACUUUGGUCUCUUCUAAAGGACAAAUAUUUUUUCACGGAACAAGCUACACAGUUCUAUGUGGCAUGUGUAGUUGAAGCAUUGGAUUACUUACAUAGGAAAAAUAUUGUGUAUCGUGAUUUAAAACCGGAAAAUAUUAUGCUGGAUACACAAGGAUAUUGUAAACUAACAGAUCUUGGAUUUGCUAAACAGUUACCGUAUGGAGCUAAAACAUGGACAUUCUGUGGUACACCAGAGUAUAUGGCACCCGAAGUAAUAUUAAAUAAAGGUCAUGAUAUUGCUGUUGAUCAUUGGUCAUUAGGUGUAUUGUUAUUUGAACUACUGACAGGCUUACCACCAUUUGAAUCACCAGAUACAAUGCGCACAUAUGGAAUUAUAUUAAAAGGAAUAGAUGCUGUUAAUUUUCCAACAAGAAUGUCAAAAAAUGCUCAAUCUUUAGUUAAAAAACUUUGUCGUGAAAAUCCGACUGAACGAUAUGGCAUAGGAAAAGAAGGACUACGCGAAAUCGAAAGGCAUGUAUGGUUUGAAGGAUUCGAUUGGGUUGGAUUACGUAAACGAGUAUUAAAAGCACCAUAUGAAAGACAAGUGAUUCAACAUAUUUUUUUAAUUAGUAGAAUCAGUUCUUAACAUAUUUAAAUGCCAGCUUAAACACUGCAUAUGUUAAUUAUAUUUCAAAAUAUUUUUAAAUUGCCAUUUUGUUCAUUAUGAAUAGCUGACAUUUUAUUUAUUUAUGUGAACACAUAAAUAUCGGUACAAAGGGGCACACACGUGCUAGUUCAUUUGUGUGUUAGCUGUGAUACUGCCCGUGUGUCCAGACCGAAACAGGUGGUUUCCUUAGGGGGCCACACACAGAGCCUUCGACUAAAAAGUCUGAUCCACAAGCCAGUGGGGCAACUUUAGGAGAUGCACUCUCAUGGUAACCGGUGACCAACAUUUGGUUCGUACGCAAUUUGUUCCUUCAGGAUCCUGGAGCUCAUGUGCACCAUCGAUUUGGAAUCAGGGUUUCCCAACUCUCCUAGGUGGACCCUCCGUAUCCACCAACCCGGGUAAAGUACCGAACAUUUGCGUUUCGUUCUCUCAAUUUCGUAAACAACACCCCUGCCACGAGAAGGACCUGCCUGGCAGUGGCUGUAUACGCGUGGCCAUGUGAGUGCAUUUCGAGAUGGAGAGCUAACUCUCCUCGCCCCCGGCCAUACCAGGAAAUUCGGGGGCCUAGCUGACAUGAUUUGUAAAAACUUUACAAACCUUAAUCUGCUCAAUAUUAUUCUCAAAUCUCAUUUCUAACGACUGAAGAUCAGAAUGUGAAUGUCGACUUGACUGUUUGUUCAUUUGAAAGAUGAUAUUUGAGUGUGUAACACUCUUGUGCCACUGGCUCCAGAAACUUUAAGUGACCCCGUCCAAUCCUCAUUAUGUGUAGAUCUGAACAACAAAUUUGAAUAUUUCGGUAAGGAAGUUUUAAAGAAUUAAAUGACGAAUAAAUAACAUGACGUUAUUUGUUACUCGGUGACAAACUAGCAUGAAAACCACAUUCCUACAGGAUGUCAGACGCAGCCCUAACAGAUUAGUAUAAAGUUACCAAACACAGCAGUGAGCGAAGCGGGUUCAAUUUACAUGAAUAGCAUUUUUUCUCUCUGAACUGCAUACACACCUUGACUAUGAGUUUUGAGCAGCACGAGUCCCAGGUCGAGAUUAAGAUCUGUCUCAAAAUUUGGAGCACUUGAGUUCCUAGCAUAUAGUGAUAAGUUUCAGGUCUGUUCCAUGCACUUACGUCUGAGCAGACAGCUAGUAUUGUAGCGUAUGUGAACUGAUGGGCGUAAAACCAACUCAUUUUUUAAUUCAAAACUGCAUAGUACUUUUGUAAAACAUGAAAACCAUGCAGUCAAUACAUUAUUUGCACAUCUUUGCUCUGUCCUUUGUAUACUCCACUAUUCCUCUAAUUCUAUUGCUAUUUUGAUUUCUCUCCGAUUUCCUUUCAGUUCUCUUUAAUUCAAUCCCCUGAUGACAGGUAUUUCACUUCCAAAUGCGGUUAGAUAUUACUUAUAUCUCUCAGAAUAAGUAACAUAGACCACGGUAUCAUUGUUUAGGAGAAAGAAAUAUAUUUCUCAGUUCCAACACGUGAUCUAUUAAAAUAUUUUUGACUUAGAAAUUAGAUCCUAGAGGGAUCAAGUGAAUAUGUUUUACCUUGUACAUAAAAAUACUAAUAAGUAUUCAUAUGACAUGAGGUUUUGACUGAAGUUCACUGCGGUAAAUAAUUGUUUAUAUUAUUUAUUUUGAUAAUAAGAUUACCUAGUUAACAUAUAUUUCACAUUUUUAGAGUUUCACUUCAUUAAGACACAUAAUCGAGGAUAUUAUUUCAGUUUUAAACGGCUUCGCGUGGAAACUUAUCAAAAAACCAAGUAGCAUGGAAAAUUUAUUUCUUUCUGAAUUGAAGUUUAUCAGCAAUAUUUAAAUACGUCCACAUCUAUGAAUAAAUAUAGAAACUUCAGUUCUUACUUGCAUUAUCGUACUUAGUCAGAAUUAAUUUGUUUGAGUCUACAGCUGAUUUGUUCAAAGGAUGGCAACAUCUAAAUAAUCUUGUUUAUAUUUGUUUAAUAUAACAUUAUGUUAAGAUUUUGCCCAUUUCUCCACUUUUUCUCUCCUUUAAACAAGGUAACGUCACAAAGUGAUCUCAGACACUUCGAUGAAUAUCCAGAAGAGACAGAAGAACCAGAAGAUGAAACAUCGGGUUGGGACGAAUCAUUUUAAUAAAAAAUGGCGAAUAAACAGUGGAUGAAUGAAAAUGAGAUGGAAAUUGUUGUUCUUGAUACUUAUAUCACCCAUCUAACUAAAUUCAAUUUAUGUAAGAAAUAUAUUGAAAUGUAUCUGCUAACGUAAUUUGGAAAAAUGCGAAAUGUCAAACUCAUUGAAAAGUCAAUAAAAAGUCGGUUAUCAUAAUUAAGUAAUUAAUUGGUGAUUCAAAGGAAUAAGAAAAC